Molecule: messenger RNA, 2331 nt
Organism: Labeo rohita (rohu)
Lineage: Eukaryota; Metazoa; Chordata; Actinopteri; Cypriniformes; Cyprinidae
Product: ribonuclease inhibitor-like
Exons: 7
Coding region: 5-766 (253 amino acids)
Molecular function (GO): protein binding
Source: RefSeq, a predicted model, not a curated record
GAAAAUGAAAAUGAAUAAUUGUGAGCUGACAGAGAAAAGCUGUGCAGUUCUAGCUACUGUUCUCUCCUCCAAAACAAUCCUGAAAGAGAUGAACCUGAACAACAGCCGUCUGCUGGACUCAGGAGUCAAAGAGAUCUGUGAGGGACUGAAGAAUCCUGUGUGUGAGCUGAAGAUACUGAAAUUAAGAUGCUGUGAUAUGACAGAUGAAGGUUGUUCUGCUGUGACUUCAGCUCUGAAAUCAAACCCAUCACACCUGAGAGUACUGGACCUGAGCAUGAAUAAACUAGGAAACUCUGGAGUGAAAAACCUCAGUGAUCUACUGAUGAACCCACAAUGCAAGCUGGAGACACUACAUCUGUUUAGAUGCAGUAUUACAGAGAAACAGUGUCUCAUCCUGACUUCAGCUCUGAAAUCAAACCCAUCACACCUGAGAAAACUAGACCUGAGUGAGAAUGAAUUAAAAAACACAGGAGUGAAUCAUUUAUGUGAUGUACUGAAUGAUUCACACUUUAAACUGGAGAGAUUGAGUCUAAUGUGCUGUAGCAUUACAGAUGUUUCUUCUUUAAGUCAGUCUUUGACAAACACAAAAGCACUGCAGUUUUUAAAAGAGCUUGAUCUGAGUAGCAAUAUGAUUGGAGACUCAAAGCAGCAGCUCUUUGAUGUGCUACGAGACUCAAACUGUAACCUCAGUUUAGAUGAAGAUCUAUUGUCAACAAUCCCUGAUAGAGGUCAGUCCCCAACAGAUGAUGGAUGCUGUAUAUCAUAAUUUGAAAUGAUGAUGAGAGAAGCAGUAAACAACAGCUGUUUAAAAGAGGGAUGAAGAAGUCACCAGUCACCAGUCCUCAGUUGUGGGUCACGAGUCACAAGCUUCACAAACGGAACGAUCUGCUGCGAAUGACUUUUAUGUGUGUUGAUUUCAAGAGAGAGAAUCACCACUUUUAUGGAGAAAAGUUGAGAAGAGUGAAAGAGGGGAGGUAAAAAAGGUUGCCACAUUGUGGUGGCAGCAGAAACGGGCUGAGUGCGGUGCAGCGCACCUGAUGUGAGUGCGAGGCUCGUUAUGAGAAGUGGCGGAAUGCUGUGUGCAUGGUGGAGUUACUAUGCACAAACAUGCUCGCUCUGCAUCGGAGACUGAAGAUGAUUAGCAGUGAACGGAAUGAGUGGUUUGCUUACUUGGAGCUGACGACGGCGAAGCCAGAGUGUGAGUGGAUGUUAACUGCUGUUUCCCGGGUCCAGCUGCCGGCGCGAGUCUAUGCUUCCGUGAAGGGGAUGCCACUGUGAUUGUUUGGGUUCCACUGCGAAAGGUACUCACCUGAAAUCCAAGAGAUAUUGACAAGGUUUAACCUUGUCUGCCGCCCGAACAUAUAAAAAAAAAUGAAUAGAGAAUUUUUCUGGUAAUCCUAGGAAAGCAGGGCCACCACCGUUACAGUUAGAAACAUAUGAGACUGAAUGAUUAAUGUUGCUGAGAAUUGAAAUUGUGAAGUACAGCACUCAAAUGUAUCAAAAUAUAUAAAGCACUUCUGCAGUGUAAAAUGUCCAUGUUACUUAAAACUGUAUAUGUUGCUUUUUAUGUGGGAGAAACUAGGUUUGAAACUACUUGAGAGUAAAUAAAUGACAUGUUUUAUUUAUUUAUUUAUUUGUGUAUGUGUGUGAACUGUCCAUUUGAGACAUUUCACACUUAUCUUUGGAACUCUUUAAGUAUAUAUUGUAAAAUUGAAGUAUAGUAUCAAAUUAGAUCAUCAAUUUAGUGUAAGCAUGGGAUUUUUCCUCAUUAAGUCACAUAAAAUCUCUUUAACAAAGUGAGUGUCACUCAUGCUUGUAUUUAUUUAUGAUAUCAACAGUCAAUGUGAUUUGUGACUUACUGAGGGUUUGAAAAGUCAUGUGAUGUAUAGUAUGAGAUGGACGCAUAAGUGGAUGACAAGAUACCAAACAUAUUUUGACCGAAGUAAAUCUUUUAAACACUCAACAUGAAAUGAAUUACCUAGAAAUUGUAAUUAAAAUCACAGGAAAAAAGUGUGUGUUUGAACAGGAAGAACAAAGGCAACAAGAAUCUCAAACUGAUGUCUUCUGGAUCAGCAAUGAUGUUGAAGGUGCAGGUUUCGAGUCUUCAGCCUCUUUUUCUGUGGAUUCAUCAGUAAGAAAACAAAAACAAUCACCAAAUGUAGAGCAGAAAGAAACUUUAAGGAAAUCAUUAUGCUGUAAAUCAGAAAAACCUGCUCUGGAUCUGUCAGUGAAUGUACUUCUUGUGGAAAUGCUACAUUGAUUUUAAGUUAGAAUAAGAUUUACUGCUGUAUGAUUUGCACUGGUUAUACAUAUUUGUAUAAUUUUUUUUUU